AUGGUCAUCAUUCUCGCAGGAGAACUACUCAAGAAACCAGUGAACUUUCCUGUGAUGGGCCUCCACCGUAGCGAAGUCAUCAAGGGAUACAAACUCGCAUGCGCCAAAGCCCUCGGUGAACUCGAAACCUACUGUCCCCUUUCACACAGGAGCAGCCCUCAAACCCUUUCAACUCGUUUCAGACAACUUGAAAAAAUCUUCAAAGAAAUCCCCGAUUCGGGCAUCGAAGUCAUCAUCGCAGGCUCAUUCAUCAGCGACUUCGCCCUACACUACCUCAAUCGCUUCAACAUCGCUGUUCUCAAGGCCACACCUCUUGCGCACACACCCCAGAGGAAGCCAGGCCACGUCGAGACGACGGAGAUCAGUGGAGACCGUGUCACCAGGGGUGACGGCCAACCAUCUCGACGAUCUCGAGCGCCACGGCUAGUUCCUGGCGUAGAUACGACGGAGCCGGAGCUAGGAAAGCGUGUUUAG
This is a messenger RNA of Suillus discolor, 474 nucleotides long. RefSeq lists its product as uncharacterized. The record is from RefSeq and is a predicted model, not a curated record. Bases 1 to 474 code for a protein of 157 amino acids. The transcript has 5 exons. Lineage: Eukaryota; Fungi; Basidiomycota; Agaricomycetes; Boletales; Suillaceae.